Micromonas commoda is the source of this 1469-nucleotide messenger RNA. RefSeq lists its product with no specific name. Gene Ontology annotation, molecular function: metalloendopeptidase activity; metal ion binding. Bases 122 to 1408 code for a protein of 428 amino acids. The record is from RefSeq and is a predicted model, not a curated record. The transcript is spliced from 2 exons. Gene Ontology annotation, cellular component: mitochondrion. Lineage: Eukaryota; Viridiplantae; Chlorophyta; Mamiellophyceae; Mamiellales; Mamiellaceae. Gene Ontology annotation, biological process: proteolysis.
CCUCGCGGUGCACGCGGGUGAUGACUCUUUCCUGAAGUGGACCACCCCCGAGCCGCAGCAGUUCGUGCACGCGGGGAUCCUCGCGGCACCGGAGACCAAGGUCACCACCCUGCCGAACGGCAUGCGCGUCGCCACCGAAACGAGCCCCCACGCGCAGACCGCCACCAUCGGCGUGUGGAUCGACGCCGGCAGCAGGUACGAGACCGCCGCCAACAACGGCACCGCGCACUUCCUCGAGCACAUGGCUUUCAAGGGGACCAAGACGCGCACGACCGCGGGCUUGGAGGAGGAGAUUGAGAACAUGGGCGCGCACCUCAACGCGUACACGUCGCGGGAGCAGACCACCUACUACGCCAAGGUGUUCAAGAAGGACGUGGCCAAGGCUGUGGACGUGCUGUCCGACAUCCUCCAGAACUCCUCGCUCGAGCCCGCGCACGUGGAGCGCGAGCGCGGCGUCAUCCUGCGCGAGAUGGAGGAAGUUGAGAAGGAGGUUGAGGAGGUGCUGUUUGAUCACCUCCACGCCACCGCGUUCCAGCAGACCGGCCUCGGGCGGACCAUCUUGGGUUCCGCCGAGAACGUUCGGACCAUCACCAGGGAGAACCUCGCCGAGUACAUCAAGACCCACUACACCGCGCCGCGCAUGGUGCUCGUGGGCGCUGGCGCGGUGGACCACGACGAGCUGGUGAAGCUGGCGCAGGGCGCAUUCGCGGGUCUCUCCACGUCGGGCGAUGCCGUGGACAACCUCAUCGGACAAGACCCCGCGCACUUCACGGGAUCCGACGUGAGGAUCCGCGACGACGACAUGCCCACCGCGAGCUUCUGCGUCGCGUUCAAGGGUGCGUCCUGGAAGUCCCCGGACGCGGUGCCCCUCAUGGUGAUGCAGGCGAUGCUCGGGUCGUGGGAUAAAUCUGCCCCCGGCGCGGCGCACGCGGCUUCGCCCCUGGCGCAGUCCGUGCACGCCAACGAGCUCGCCAACAGCUUCAUGGCCUUCAACACCAACUACGCGGACACCGGUCUCUUCGGCGUCCACGUCAGCAGCGACGCGACGGACCGACUCGACGACGCCGCCUUUGCCGUCAUGCAGGCACUCCGCGACCUCAUCUACGAUCCCAAAAUCGAGGACGUGACCCGCGCCAAGCAGGCGCUCAAGUCCUCCCUGCUGCUCCACAGCGAGUCGUCCACGUCAGCCACCGCGGAGGAGAUCGGCAGGCAGCUCAUCACCUACGGCAGGCGCAUCCCGCGCGCCGAGCUCUUCGCCCGCAUCGACGCGGUCACCCCCGAGACGGUGAAGGAUGUGGCGUGGCGGUACAUCCGCGACGAGGACCCAGCCGUCGCCGCGAUCGGUCCCACGCAGUUCCUGCCGGACUACAACUGGUUCCGCCAGUCCACGUACAGCCAGUUCUACUAAACAGUUAGUCGCGCGUAGUGGUGACGGAUAUUUGUAAUCGUAUUGUUUCAAGUCUCAUGAC